AUGGCUACUGGCACGCUGACGCGCAGCGAGGCAGCCUACUGGUGGCUCAGGGGCAACAUCCCGAAGGGCACAGCGGUCCGGGAGGGUGACGUGGUCUCCACAGCAAGCGCGCAGGCAUUCGAGCUUCUGGGCCCGCAGGUGGCGCCAAGUCUGGGCUCGGUCUGGAGAGCGGUGCAAGAGCAGCGCGGGAAGGCCGCUGGGCUGGACGGCUGGGCAGGAGACGAGCUCUUCCCUGCGAAGUUCCACGCUGAAAGCUUUGCAUCCCUGUGCUUAGCUUUCGAGGCGCUCGGGGUAGUGCUGGCCGCGUG
Prorocentrum cordatum is the source of this 308-nucleotide messenger RNA. NCBI's taxonomy places the organism in Eukaryota, Dinophyceae, Prorocentrales, Prorocentraceae. The record is from the annotation of a GenBank genome assembly.